Molecule: messenger RNA, 2004 nt
Organism: Anoplophora glabripennis (Asian longhorned beetle)
Lineage: Eukaryota; Metazoa; Arthropoda; Insecta; Coleoptera; Cerambycidae
Product: protein FAM114A2
Exons: 3
Coding region: 119-1981 (620 amino acids)
Source: RefSeq, a predicted model, not a curated record
GACAGGCAAACAAAAAUAAAAAUAGAAGAAUAAAUACAUACGUCACAAAAUAAAAACAGAAAAACAGCUGUUUAUGAGCUGGAAGUUGGAAGUUUGCAUUUACAUAAUUUUUUGAAUUAUGGAAACGUCCGAUAGUGAAUAUUUUGAGAGUGCUGACGAGGACUUUGAAUCUGAAGACGAAUUUAAUAAAAAUAAAAUAUUAGUAAAGGACAAUUCAGUACACACAUCUAACUUCUCGAAAGACGUAAAUAAGAUUCACACUGUGUCAGACUUAAAUCGAAAUAAAAAAGAGAGUGUAGAUACGCUAAACGUAAAUCAGGACAAUAAAUUAAAUUUACAAGGCUCGGACAUUGGAAACAAUCCCAUAAUUGAAGAUCAUAAAAUAGAGACACCUGUUUUGCUCGCAAAGAGUGACAGACUACUAACUACUAAUAAAAAGGAUGAUAAACAAAUUAACCAAGCUGAUCUCUCUAGUGAUGCAGGCAGGAAUUUACAGGACAAUGCCGAAGAUAAUUUAUGGAACGAAGGGGAAGGUUGGGGUGUAAGUGAUGAAAGUGACACAGAAGGUGCUGCUCCUUGUUUACAAAAAGUUGAUGUUGGCAUUACCCUUCCUAAUAAUGAUAAAAAUUCUAAUAAAAAAGAAGUAUCAGGGGAAACAUCUGUAGGAACAAGUAAUAUGUGGGAUAAUGAAGAAUGGGAAAACUGGGAAUCCAUUAAAGAAGAAAAAAUGCAUCAUAAUAAUAUUAAGCCUGAUGAAGACAAUAAUAGCUCUAAUUCUAACCAGAUAUGGAAAGGUUGGGGUAAUUGGGGUGUUACUUCAAUCCUUUCUACUGCAACGCAAGGUGUUUCCUCAUUAACUAACUCUGUAUCUCAAGGUUUGAGUAGUGUGUUAGAAACAGGUAUAGGUGCCCCAGAUCCAGAGAAAUUAGCAGUACUAAAUAAAGAAUUUAAAACAAAAGUGUCGGUAUCUACAGAAACUUCAUCCAAUACUGGUGAAGAAUUUGAAAACAAAAAUGUACUUGGGUUUGGUUUAAGUAACAUUGGGAAUUUAGUAUCUGGAGUAUCAAAAUUAGUAGAAUCAACUGGCACAAAAGUAAUAUCGGGAGGGUUAGACACAUUAGAGACUAUUGGUAAAAAAACUAUGGAAGUGAUACAAGAUGGAGAUCCAGGUUUAAAGAGAAAACGAGCAUUCCUUAAUUUGGAAGGAGAAAAACCAGUUUUGUCACAGGUUUUGAGGGAAGCAAAAGAAAAAGCAGAACAAGAGAAUAAAGCUCUUCAAGAGAAACAUUUUGCAAGGAAAGUAAAUUAUGAAAGUAUAUUUGAUGAUCAUCAAGGCCUCGUUCACUUAGAAGCAUUAGAGAUGCUGUCUAAACAAUGCGAUAUGAAAUUACAGUUGUUAAUCGAAUCCAAUAGUGGAGACACCUUAAUGGAUAUUCAGGAAACCGUGGAUCAAGUUAAAGAAUUAUGUGAAUUACCAGACGAAGAAGAAGAUGAACAAAUUUCGAUAGAGGAACUUAAAGAGAGACUUAAGUCAGCUGUAGAAGAGAUUGGUGUAAAUAUAAAAUACGACAAGUUAAUAACCAUGUGGGAAGAAACCGAGUCUUGGCUAAGUAAUUUAAAUUUAAACAUUUGCAAUGAAAAUGAAAUCCAUCAGCAAGCGGUCGAGACUCUAGCACAGCUGACGGCUAUUGCGGUUGAACAGUUUCAUAAAGCAGGAGAAUUAUUACUUAUCAAGGAUCAUCACAGUACAGCAGAUGAAGCCGAUAGUUUAGUUCAGUUAACAACAACAUUAACAUCUCUAAUAGGUAUAGUUGCAGCAAAGUUUUCUGAUAAAAUGAACACCAAAUCACCAGAAAAUUCAGACAAGGAAAAUAUUAAUAGCCUUAUCACCAAUAUAUUUUUUGAGGCUGCUAACAGUAGUUCAUACAUUCAGGAUGCUUUCCAGUUACUAGUGCCUGUCCUUCAAAUGGGAGCAGUGUAGUGCACACAUAUUUACUUUUAGAG